AUGUCCUACACCUCCUCGUCUUUCCUCUUCACCAAAUCGACCCCUCCGCCCGUGCGUCCUCAGCGUCGCUCCCCCUUCGCGACUAAAUCCUCGCUCCAUCUCCACCUCUGUCUUGUUUCCGGCGAGAAAUAUGAACAGGAAAGCAGCGCCAAGCAGCCCGACCUGCGCCGGUGCCUCGGUCACGCCCGCAUCCAUGACAAGUCCAUGGAGCUUGUCAAGCGCGACAUCCACGUCCACAUCCGCUCCAUGGGCAGCGACAGUGACGAUGACCUCGACAACGAUCUUCCCAUUCCCCGUCGAUCGCGCCGCGCCUCCAAGGCCUCGGCUGCGCCUACCCCGAUGAAGCCGGCUGCUGUCAAGCCGACCGUAGUGAAGAAGGCCCCCUCGAUCAAAUGGGCCCCGGAGCCCGUCGAGAAGAAGAGCCUCCUCGACAAGGGUCGCCGGUGCAUGGAGAAGAUCUUCUCUCGCCGCAAUGGCAAUGCCCACUGGUCUCAAUCUGGUGUUCCGGUUGUCGCCUGUUGA
Messenger RNA from Aspergillus saccharolyticus JOP 1030-1, 522 nucleotides. RefSeq lists its product as uncharacterized. The coding region runs from base 1 to 522 and encodes 173 amino acids. NCBI's taxonomy places the organism in Eukaryota, Fungi, Ascomycota, Eurotiomycetes, Eurotiales, Aspergillaceae. The transcript has a single exon. The record is from RefSeq and is a predicted model, not a curated record.